UUCCUUUUAGAGAAAGAAAUUCCCUUUUGGAUGGUAGUUGUAUGGUGUGUGGCUGGUUUCCUCGCAGUUACUAUGAUCAUAGUGGGUAUUUACUAUAGCUACUUUGUUUGCUGCCAAACUCGGAAGAAGCGUAAAAAUAAAAGACCACAUGCAAAGCACCAAAAUUUGAGACACCCAGUGGAUGUAUAUCCCAGAGCAUUCAUCGAACAACUGCAUGACAGUGAAACCAACUCUAGAGCCAUGUUCUCGCCGUCAUUCGUGGAUAAUAUGAGAAUUCCCCGUGCAAUGGAGGUUAAAAUUAUAGAAUCGGUGAACAGUAUAAACAACACUCAUCCCCUUCCUCAGCUCAACUCACCAUGUCUUUCACCCAAACGCAGUAACAGUAAGGAGCAUUUAAGUCCAGAGAUGUUUUCCCUUCCCAAGGGAAGGAUGCCGCCAUCGAGACAACAGUCUUUUAGAUAUUCGAACAUGACCACUGAAGAGUCCAACGAGAGAAUUUACAGAGAGAAGAUGCUAGUAUCUGAGUUAAGGGAGAAACUUCGUCAUCAAAAUAUGAUUGAUGAGUAAGGAACCAGCGAAUGUUAAACGAGGCGAUGACAAUCGCAGCACGAUUACAAUCCAUGGACGAGAGAAAUUAAAGAGAGAGGCUACUGUAUUUGGGUGGAGGAAGUAGCGAUGUAAUUCAAAAGAGAACACGGAGGAUGACCCGAUGAGCAAUCCAAGAUAAGUAAUGCAAUGAAACAAGAGCGACUUGCGGGAAAGAGAUCAACACCUUGGGUUUAGGUCAAACGAAACCAUCAGUCAAGGACAAAGCUAUGAAUUUCUAAUAUGAGGGUCGUAUGAGAUUUAAGGGAUCGAAAAAACAAACAAUUAUUUAAAAAAUGAAGGAUAAACAUAGGUAACUAUAUCGUAUCGACAUUGAGAGGACUGAUGGGUCAAUAGCCGUCAUUUGCCACCGGCAUGCGAAUGACGUGCGAAACUAGCCUCCGAUGCCGAAAAUCUAGAAACCGGGUAAAGUAUGAACUCCGAAGCUGCCUUAAAGGAAAAGACUUGAUUAUCCUUAUUAGUCAAAGACGUUGUUAAAAACAAGUGAAUGUAACUAUAGUGAGACUCGAAUUACUACCUUCCAAAGUAGGCAAGGACUUAAGCGCUACUAGAGACAGAAACAAAUGCUCGAGAGAAAUGCAGUUCCAUUGUUUUGACGUUUUCUUAGGCUUCGCCACCUGAAAUCUCAAAAUGCCCAGUGUCUUUUAUGAAGCUCCCCAAGGGAGAUGAAAAUAGAGGCUGGUAAGGAGUCUCCUUAUGCCCAACAUAUCAUUAACAAGGAGAUUCUCCUCAAUAAAUACCAUACUUACUAAACACAGUAAACAAAUGUGGUUCAUCACCAACAGCCAAUAAAAACAACCAGAAAUA
Molecule: messenger RNA, 1413 nt
Organism: Pocillopora verrucosa
Lineage: Eukaryota; Metazoa; Cnidaria; Anthozoa; Scleractinia; Pocilloporidae
Source: RefSeq, a predicted model, not a curated record